Molecule: messenger RNA, 3369 nt
Organism: Anguilla anguilla (European eel)
Lineage: Eukaryota; Metazoa; Chordata; Actinopteri; Anguilliformes; Anguillidae
Product: trafficking kinesin-binding protein 2-like
Exons: 17
Coding region: 288-3284 (998 amino acids)
Biological process (GO): neurogenesis; anterograde axonal transport of mitochondrion
Cellular component (GO): dendrite
Molecular function (GO): GABA receptor binding
Source: RefSeq, a predicted model, not a curated record
GUCAUCAGCUUCCCAAAGCCAGCCGCGCCAUCCUCCCGGAGUAUUUUCGCUAGCUUGCCUGAUAACAGACUGGUGGUAGCAAAUUGCUGUCUAUUGUUUGACUCCGAAGUGAGAGGAUGUUAUGUAGCUAGUUAGCUGGGAUUGCUGUAAAGCGGUAAUAAAUUAUUUCUGAAAGGACGGUGUGUAUCCGUUGAGCUCCUCCUCCUGGCCCCAACCCCUUCCUGUGGUGUGAGAAUGGGGAGCACCCCGCUCCAUGUGCUGCCUGCGGAGAGUCUGAAAUAAAACCCAUGAGCGUGGAGAAGAGCGCCUCCAGCUGUGGCCCUGAUGAUGGCAGUAAGGAGAGUGUGUCAGGGCCGGGGUCAGGGGGUGGCGCUGGAGCCCUGCCCCUGUGUGAUGGGCAGGACUGGGCGGAGUCCCCCAGGGGCUCACCUGAGGAGGCCAGCACCAUCUCACCCAUUCUGGCUGAGGAGACCUUCCGCUACAUGACCUUCUUCAAGCUGGACCCCUCCCCCUCUUGCUCUUCUUCCUCUUCCCACCCUAACUCGCACACGCGCUCUCGAGUCCUCAGUGCUGACCGGGUGGAGCAGAUGACAAAGACCUACAGUGACUUAGACGUGGUGACUCACCUGUUGACAGAGAGGGACCGGGACUUGGAGCUGGCUGCUCGGAUUGGUCAGUCGCUGCUGCAGAGAAAUCAACUGCUGCAGGAGCGCAACCAAGCCGUGGAAGAGCAGCUUACACAGGCACUGGACCAGGUGCAGCAGCUGCAGCAUGUGCUGUGUAAGAAAGAUGAGCUGUUGCGCAUGGUGGCCAGCAUUUCGGAGGAGAGCGAGACAGACUCCAGCUGCUCCACACCGCUACAGAACAGCAGGCCGCUGCCCGCCACGCUCACGCUCAGCCAGCUGGAGGCGCUGCAGAGCAAGCUGCAGCAGCUGGAGGAGGACAACCUGGCCCUGCGCUCUGAGGCUUGUCACCUGGAGACGGAGACCAUGUCCUAUGAGGAAAAGGAGCAUCAGCUGGUGAACGACUGUGUUAGAGAGCUGCGCGAAUCUAACAGCCAGAUCAUGGCACUGACGGACGAGCUGUCGAGGAAGAACGACGACUUGCUGCGUCACCAGGAGGACACGACACAACUGCUGAGCCAGAUGGUCGAUCUACAGCACCGAGUGAAGGAGCUCUCUCUGGAGAAGGAGGAGUUGAGGAUUCACUUGCAGCAUUCCAAAGAUGCUCAGCGCCAGCUCACUACAGAGCUGAGCGAGCUCCGCAGCAGGAACGCGGAGUGCGUGGGGAUGCUGCAGGAGUCGCAGGAGGAAGCCAAGCAGCUGCGCAGCCGCAGCACGUCCUCCGCGGGUCUGCGCAGACACCAGUCCUACGGCCUGAUCCCAAUGGACUGUCUGGCAUCUGAGAUAGAGGUAUCUAUGCGGAGGCAACUGAGCUUGGAGGGGGAGUUCACCUUCCAGGACCAAAAGGAUUCGCAGAAACGCGUGUUCCAGACCGUACGCGCCGUCAACGAGUCGUCGGCUCGGCACCCCGCCCCCCGGCCCAUCCCAGGCUCCGCCCACAACAGCGUGGUGAUGACCGCGCAGCCCUUCCAGUCCUGCGCGCCGGCUGCGCAGCUGCGCAGACGGGAGGAAGCCACUCCCAGGACCAGCGAUUGUGGAACACCCCUAGGACAGCCUGGCACUCCGGGAGGAAGUGACCUCACCUCUGCGUUGCAGCGCCUCUCCCUGAGGCGGCAGAACUUCCUGUGCGAGCGGCAGUUCUUCCAGGAGGAGCGGGACAGGAAGCUGCAGGCACUGGCGCGAGCGGGACAGGAAGGGACAGAGGCGGACUGGGAGGGGAGCGGCUGCAGCUCCCCUAGUGGCAGCGCGAUCUCAUGCAUCACAAACCUGACGGACCUCUCCUCCACCUCCACCACCUUCAAGAGCUUCCUGCCGGAGAAACUGCAGAUCGUCAAGCCCAUGGAAGGGUCCUUCACGCUGCACCACUGGCAGCAGCUCGCCCAGCCCCACCUGGCAGCCAUCCUGGACCCUCACCCGGGCGUGCUCACCAAAGGGUUCCGCCCCCUCUCUCAGGACGCCGUGCAUUACCUCACUGACCCGGAGGAGGACGAGGAGCUGGCGGAGAACGGGAAGAGUGGCCGGGAGAAACAGGAGGAAGAGGAAGAGGAGGAGGAGGAGGAAGAGGAGAUGGGGAUUACCUUCCGGGUGAAGUGCACCUCCACCCCGGAGGAGAAGAGAGGAGUGAGGAAGAGUGAGAGAACACCCGUCUGCGCGUCUGUGACUGUACUGCCUCUGUCCCAUCCCUCUCAGGCCCCUCCCACCUCCCCUACCCCACCCCCUGGCCCCCUAGCCCCACCGCCUCCACCCCAGCAGGCCAACAGUCACAUCCUCAGCACACCAGCGCCCUCUCCUGCUCACAAUCCAGGGAAAUGUCUGAGCUCCACCUACUCUACCUUCACCUUCACCACCUGCCGAGUCCUCCACCCAUCUGACAUCACCCAGGUCACGCCCAGUUCUGGGUGUGUCUCCUCAGUCUCAGUUAACACGCCCAGUUCUCUGCGCUCGGUGCCCAGUACCCCGGUCACGCCCUAUCGGCUCAGCCUGGGAAUCUCCUCCCCCCUGCUCUGCCCCGCCCCCCCACAGGGCCUUGCUCAGCUGCUGCUGGAGAGGGGCAUCUCGGCCCAGGGGGCCUCCGCUGAGAGGGCCUCCCGAAAGCCUGCGCCUCGCUCGCUCCCCAGGACCCCGCCCAACUCCCCGUCCCACUCCCCUCCGCCCUCGCCCGUACCCUGGGAGACACGCCCGGCGCCCCCCCCACCCGCGGACAACUUCCUGGCCUCCCGCCCCGCCGAGGUCUUCCUUCAGGAGGUCUACGGCCUCAACCUGGGCCGCCUACGCCCGGACCCGCCCGGCCCUGCCACGCCCCUCUCACGGGACCCGCCGUCCGUCGGCCUGGUGGAGCGGCUGCGCCGGCUGGGAUUGGCCGGGGCGCUGCAGGGGGCGGAGUCGGAAAGGCAGCGGCCGCAGGACACGCCCACCUUCCUGGCGACGGGCAGCGGGAGCCUGCUGAACGGCCUGCGUAGGAACCACAGCCUGCCUUGCAUGGCUGGGGGGCGGAGCCAGUCCGCCUGCAGCGCUUCACACCCGGCCUCAGCCCCGCCCCCUCACUCCUCCCUUGCCCUUCCCAUAACCCCCUGGGGCAGCCUAAAGGAGCCAGCUGUUGCCCCCUCUUCCUCCUCAUCCUCUUCCACUGCGCAGGUCCCACCCUCUCCACACAAAGCUUGAGGGGUCAGGAUCCUGACUGGGGGGUGGGGCUUCGGGUUGACUGACGCAACACUGGCCCCCACCCCCCGGUCUCCAAAAAACUGAU